AUAUAAAGAAGGGGGAAGAUCAAAUUAGUUAACCAAUCGUAUCAUCUUUCUUCUAUAUAUCGUAUCUAGGGUUUUGGUAUGGGGAUUAUAUUAUUGAUCAUAUUGACAGUAGUUGUUGGUAAAAGAAGAAGAGAAAAAAAAAAGAAUUAAAUGUUAUUCAACGAAAUGAAACUUAUCAUGUUUCUUUGUAUAUCCUUUCAUGAGUGUAGAUUGGACAAUUCGAUUACUCAUAUUCAAUGGCAAGUUGGCAGGAAGAACUACAUAUCAAGAUUUGUUACAAUUUGCUUUUGGUCGAGCUGGAUUGAUUGCCAUUUCUAUUUUUCAAUUUGUAUUUGCUUUUGGAGGUAAGUAUGGAGAGAGAGAGAGAGAGAGAGAGAGAGAGAGAGAGAGAGAGAGAGAGCAGUCAAGUAAUGAGCUCCCAACUUUUUUUUUUUUUUUUGAUGAACAUAUGUAUAGGUAUGUGUGCCUAUUGUGUUAUUAUUGGUAAGUGAAAGAAAAAAGAGAAAAAGGAAAAAGGGAAUAAAUUUUAUGUUAUGGUACUGAUUGUUUUAUAUAUAUAUAUAUAUAUAUUUUAGGUGAUACCAUCCCACAUGUUAUUCGAUCAUUAUUCCCAUCUAUUGAACGAACACCAAUCUUAU
Messenger RNA from Halteromyces radiatus, 638 nucleotides. RefSeq lists its product as uncharacterized. The transcript has a single exon. The annotation marks the transcript as partial. Lineage: Eukaryota; Fungi; Mucoromycota; Mucoromycetes; Mucorales; Cunninghamellaceae. The record is from RefSeq and is a predicted model, not a curated record.